CGUUGCCAAUAUAUCAGGAACCUUUAAAUCCGUGUGUUCCUUCACCUUGUGGAAUGAAUGCUGUGUGUAAGGAGUAUAAUAGUGCUGGUUCAUGUAGUUGUCUACCGGAGUAUUAUGGGAAUCCAUAUGAAGGUUGUAGACCAGAAUGUGUCAUAAAUUCUGAUUGUACACCUCAAAAAGCUUGUGUGAAAAACAAGUGUCAAAACCCAUGUGCUGGAACUUGUGGUCAAAAUGCAGAAUGUUACGUUACAAAUCAUUUGCCAUCUUGUACUUGUACAACUGGUUUUACUGGUGAUCCAUACAAAUACUGCAUACCACUUCCAUCUGUACAGCAAGUACAAGCGGAUCCAAUUAAUCCUUGUAUCCCUUCACCUUGUGGACCAAACAGUCAAUGCAAGGAAAUAAAUAAUCAAGCAGUAUGUUCAUGUCUACCAUCGUAUUUAGGAAAUCCCCCAAGUUGUAGACCAGAAUGUGUGGUGAAUUCGGAAUGUGAUAAAUAUAAAUCGUGUAGAAAUUUAAAAUGUGUAGAUCCAUGUUUAAAUGCUUGUGGUUCUAAUUCAAAAUGUAAAGUAAUAAACCAUAGCCCUAUAUGUUCAUGUGAAGGAGGAUUUACCGGUGAUCCAUUUUCAAGUUGUUAUGCUAUACAAUACUUACCAUCACCACCGAUACAAAAUGAACCAAUUAACCCCUGUAUACCUUCACCAUGUGGACUUUAUUCCUAUUGUAGGGAUACUAACGGGUACCCUUCUUGUUCUUGUCAAGAAAACUAUAUAGGAUCACCACCAAACUGUAGACCAGAAUGUACGAUUAACGAAGAGUGUUCUAAAGAUAAAGCUUGUAUGAAACAAAAGUGUCAAGACCCAUGUCCUGGUUCAUGUGGUGUGAAUGCUCAUUGUAGCGUUUACAAUCACAAUCCAGUAUGCGCAUGUAUUGAUGGUUAUACGGGAGAUCCAUUUACAACUUGCUACAUAAAACCAACAUCUCCGCCUGAACCACAAUACUCUGAUCCUUGUAAUCCAUCACCAUGUGGAUCAAAUGCUGUAUGCAAUAAUGGUAUUUGCACUUGUUUAAACGAAUAUCAUGGUGACCCAUACGCAGGUUGUCGUCCAGAGUGUAUCUUGAAUACGGAUUGUCCAGUUAAUAAAGCAUGCAUCAAUAAUAAAUGUAAAGAUCCAUGUCAAGGAACAUGUGGAACAAAUGCACUUUGUAAUGUGUAUAAUCAUAUUCCAAUGUGUACAUGUCCUCAAGGCAUGAACGGAAAUGCAUUUAUCAAUUGUCAACCAAUGCAAGCACCAAUUGAAGUAAUUAACCCAUGUGCCCCAUCUCCAUGUGGACCAAAUAGUCAAUGCAAACAAAUGAACGGCGUUGCAGUAUGUUCGUGCAUUUCAGGAUAUUUAGGAGCACCUCCUUUAUGUAGACCUGAAUGCACAAUUAAUUCAGACUGUAAUCUGAAUGAAGCAUGUUCUAAUCAAAAGUGUCGAAACCCAUGUCCAAGUAUUUGUGGUAUUGGUGCAAAUUGUCAAGUCAUAAAUCACAACCCAAUAUGUAGUUGUCCAGGAAAUUUAAUUGGUGAUCCAUUUACAAGAUGUUACAAUAAACCUGCUGAUGUACCGCAAUACGUGGGUAAUCCUUGCAUUCCGUCACCUUGCGGACCGAAUUCACAAUGCAAAGUUCAAGGUGAAUCACCGUCGUGCUCUUGCUUACCUCAAUUUAUUGGAUCACCACCGCAUUGCAAACCUGAGUGUAUUACAAAUAGUGAAUGUGCUUACAAUUUAGCUUGCACUAAUAUGAAAUGUAAAGAUCCUUGCCCAGGAUCAUGUGCACCAAACGCUGAAUGCCAUGUAGUAAGCCACUCGCCUAUUUGCAAAUGUCGAAAUGGUUAUGUAGGAGAUCCAUUUUCACAAUGCAUUAUACAACAAGCUGAUCCAAUUCCUCAAGAAAAUUUAAAUCCAUGUAUACCAUCUCCUUGUGGUACAAAUGCAAUAUGUAAAGAACAAAAUGGAGCUGGUUCGUGCACAUGUUUGCCCGAGUACUAUGGAAAUCCAUAUGAAGGAUGUAGGCCAGAAUGUGUUUUAAAUACAGACUGUGCAUCAAAUAAAGCAUGUUCAAAUUACAAAUGUAAGAACCCAUGUCCUGGAACUUGUGGUCAAAAUGCUGAGUGUCAAGUUGUGAAUCAUUUGCCUAUGUGUUCUUGCUAUCAAGGAUAUACUGGUGAUCCAUUUAGAUAUUGUAAUCUAAUACCUCCACCACAACAAACUGAAAUAGAACCAAGUAAUCCAUGUGCACCUUCUCCAUGUGGACCCAAUAGUCAGUGUCGAGAAAUCAACUAUCAAGCAGUUUGCUCAUGCCUCCCUUCAUACGUAGGAAGUCCACCAGGAUGCAGACCGGAAUGCGUAACUAAUUCUGAAUGUGCUCCAAAUAUGGCAUGCAUAAAACAAAAGUGCUCAAAUCCGUGCCCUGAACCAUGUGGACAAAACUCAAACUGCAAAGUAAUCAAUCACAGUCCAGUUUGCUCGUGCAUUAAUGGUUUUACUGGAGAUCCAUUUAUUCGUUGUUAUCAAAUUCCACCUCCUCCACCACAAUACGACCCAAUAUAUGUCAACCCAUGUGUUCCAUCUCCGUGCGGUCCAUAUUCUCAAUGUAAAGAACAGAAUGGCAUUCCAUCUUGCUCAUGUUUAGCCCAAUACAUUGGAAGUCCACCUAACUGUCGUCCUGAAUGUACAAUUAAUGCGGAAUGUCCUAGAGAUAAAGCAUGUAUGAAACAAAAAUGUCAAGAUCCAUGCCCUGGAUCAUGUGGUAUAAAUGCCUUAUGUAAUGUAGUCAAUCAUACUCCAAUAUGUUUAUGUCCAGAUGGCUACGAAGGCAAUCCUUUUGAAAGCUGUAAGCUGAAACCUCCGAUAGUUCCAGAACCAGAAUAUUCAGACCCAUGUAAUCCAUCACCUUGUGGUCCAAAUUCUGAAUGUUAUAACGGUAUUUGUAAAUGCAAACCAGAAUUCCAAGGUGAUCCGUAUUCAGGAUGUAGACCUGAAUGUGUGCUUAACAAUGACUGUCCUAGAAAUAAGGCCUGUAUACAAAAUAAAUGCAAAGAUCCUUGUCCUGGAACUUGUGGAACAAAUGCAAUCUGUGAAGUAUAUAAUCACAUACCUAUGUGUAGAUGCCCUGAUGGAAUGCAGGGAAAUGCCUUUAUUAACUGUUUGGUUCAACAUGAUGUGAUCCCUGUUAUAAACGUAAAUCCAUGCUAUCCAUCUCCAUGUGGACCUAAUAGUCAAUGCAGAGAGAUUAAUGGACAAGCAGUGUGUUCAUGCACAAUAGGUUAUUUAGGGGUGCCACCAUCGUGUAGACCAGAAUGUACUAUAAAUUCUGAUUGUAAUUUAAAUGAAGCAUGUACAAACCAAAAAUGUCACGAUCCCUGCCGUGGAGUAUGUGGUAUUGGAGCAAUUUGUCGUGUAUACAACCAUAAACCUAUUUGUAGCUGCCCCACUGGAUUAACAGGAAAUCCAUUUUCUUCGUGUCAUGCAAUACCUAUUAAUGAUCCAAUACCAAUAGAACAACCUUGCGUGCCAUCUCCAUGUGGAUCUAAUUCACAAUGUCAAGUAAAAGGGCAGUCGCCAUCUUGUUCUUGUUUACCUGACUUCAUUGGAUCACCACCAAACUGCAGACCAGAAUGUAUUAGUAACGGCGAAUGCCCAUAUCAUUUGGCAUGUAAAAAUAUGAAGUGUAAAGAUCCUUGUCCAGGAUCUUGUGGACAAAAUGCGCAAUGCAAUGUCAUAAGUCAUACUCCUCAAUGUGUUUGCUAUCCAGGAUACACUGGAGAUCCUUUCACACAAUGUAUAAUUCAACAAGCUGAACCAGUCGAAGAAAUUACAAACCCUUGUAUUCCAUCACCUUGUGGAGCAAAUGCGAUUUGUAAAGAGCAAAAUGGAGCUGGAUCUUGUAUUUGCUUACCUGAAUAUUUUGGAAAUCCUUAUGAACUCUGUAGACCUGAGUGUACAGUCAAUACUGAUUGUUCAUCAAAUAAAGCUUGUAUGGGAAAUAAAUGUACAGAUCCAUGUCCUGGCACAUGUGCUCCAUCGGCAAUUUGUCAAGUGAUAAAUCAUUCACCUACAUGCUCAUGUAAUUAUGGAUAUACCGGAAAUCCUUAUAAAUAUUGUAGCCUGAUUCCACCUCCACAAAUUCAAUCUGAACCAAUUAAUCCAUGUUCACCUUCUCCGUGUGGACCGAAUAGUCAAUGCCGAGAAGUUAAUUUACAGGCAGUAUGUUCAUGUUUAACAAAUUAUAUAGGAAGUCCGCCUAAUUGCCGACCAGAAUGUCUCAUUAGUCAAGAUUGUCCUCAAAAUCUUGCGUGCAUAAAUCAACAUUGCGCUGACCCUUGUAUUGGUCAGUGUGGUGAAAACACACAAUGUAAAACAAUCAAGCAUCGUCCGAUAUGCACAUGUAGUCCUGGAUACACCGGGGACCCUUUUUCACGAUGCUAUUUAAUACCACCAUCACCAUCACCACCAUCACAGGAUGAACUGAUACCAAUAAAUCCAUGUGUUCCAUCACCAUGUGGUCCAUACUCCGAAUGUAGAAACUAUGGCGGUUAUCCUUCUUGUAGUUGUUUGUCACAGUAUACUGGAAGUCCACCAAAUUGUAGACCUGAAUGCACAAUUAAUGCAGAAUGUCCUAGCAAUAACGCUUGUAUGAAAGAAAAAUGUCGCGAUCCAUGUCCUGGUUCUUGUGGAAUUGGAGCAACUUGUAACGUUUUAAAUCAUGUUCCUAUUUGCCAAUGUCCAGACGGAUUUACAGGAGAUCCAUUUGUAAGCUGUUUUCCUAAACCUCAAAUUCCAGUUAUAUCUGACGUAGAAAUAGAUCCGUGUAAUCCAUCACCAUGCGGUACUAAUGCAAUGUGCAAUAAUGGAAUUUGCACGUGCUUGCCGGAAUAUCAAGGCGAUCCAUACUUUGGAUGUAGACCAGAAUGCGUUCUGAAUGACGAGUGUUCUAGAGAUAAGGCUUGCAUUCGAAAUAAAUGUGUGAAUCCAUGUCCAGGAACAUGUGGUUACAACGCCAUUUGUGAAGUAUAUAACCAUAUACCAAUGUGUCGAUGUCCAGAAGGCUUAGAAGGUGACGCGUUUACUCAGUGCCUACCAAUAUUACAAGAGCAAAUUGUUACACAGCCAUGUAAUCCAUCACCUUGUGGACCUAACAGUCAAUGUAGAGAAAUAAAUAAUCAAGCUGUUUGUUCUUGCAUUGUGGGAUAUAUUGGUAGUCCACCAUCAUGUAGACCAGAAUGCACAAUUAAUGCGGAUUGUUAUUUAACUGAAGCCUGUUCAAACCAAAAAUGUAGAAACCCAUGUAUAGGAACAUGUGGAGUCGGUGCAAAAUGCCAAGUUAUUAACCAUAACCCAAUAUGUAGUUGUCCACAAAGUAUGACGGGUGAUCCAUUUGUCCGUUGUCAUACUAUAUUGGCUUUGCCUGAGCCUGUUGGAAACCCAUGCAUUCCAUCUCCUUGCGGACCUAACUCACAAUGCCAAGUGAAAGGAGAUACUCCUUCUUGCUCAUGUUUACCUGAAUUUAUUGGAUCUCCGCCAAAUUGUAAACCAGAAUGUAUUACUAAUAGCGAAUGUAAUUACAAUAAAGCAUGUGUCAAUAUGAAAUGUAAAGAUCCCUGUCCAGGAUCUUGUGGUCAAAAUGCUAUAUGUCAAGUAGUUAGCCAUGUACCAAGAUGUUCAUGUUUAUCUGGCUACAUUGGAGAUCCAUUUAUUCAAUGUUAUAUUCAACAAGCUGAUCCCGUACCAAUUGAGUAUUUAUCACCAUGUGAACCUUCACCGUGUGGUACAAAUGCUGUUUGUAAGGAACAAAAUGGUGCUGGUUCAUGUAGUUGUUUGCCUGGUUUCCAAGGAAAUCCUUAUGAUGGAUGCAGAUACGAAUGCAUACUUAAUACAGAUUGUGCAUCUAAUAAAGCGUGUAUAAGAAAUAAGUGUCAAAAUCCAUGUCCUGGAUCUUGUGGACCAAACGCGGAAUGUUUGGUAAUCAAUCACCUUCCGAUGUGCACGUGUUAUAAUGGUUAUACUGGAGAUCCUUUCAAAUACUGUAAUCUAAUUCCACCACAAAUAAUUCAACAAGAACCAAAUACACCUUGUACUCCAUCACCAUGUGGACCAAACAGCCAAUGUAGAGAAAUAAAUGGCCAAGCCGUCUGUUCAUGUCUUCCAACAUAUCAAGGAAGUCCUCCAGGAUGCAGACCUGAAUGUGUUUUAAGUUCUGAAUGCAGUGAUAUUCACACGUGUAUUAAUCAAAAAUGUGUCAACCCAUGCCCUGGACCAUGUGGUUUAAAUGCCAUCUGCAAAGUUAUAAAACAUAACGCAAUUUGUUCAUGUCAACCUGGAUAUCAAGGAGAUCCAUUUUCUCGUUGUUAUUCAAUACCACCACCUCCGCCACAGCAAGAUGAAAUUAUUUAUACAAAUCCUUGUAUUCCAUCACCGUGUGGUUUGUACUCGGAGUGUAGAGAUAUCGGUGGAACUCCAUCAUGUUCAUGUUUAUCACAAUAUUUCGGUAAUCCACCUAAUUGUAGACCAGAAUGUGUGAUGAACAAUGAUUGCCCCAGCAAUUUGGCAUGUAUCCGAGAGAAAUGUCAAGACCCAUGUCCAGGAUCUUGUGGUGUUGAAGCUUACUGUAAUGUCAUAAACCACACACCAAAUUGUAUAUGCCGUGAAGGAUUUACUGGAGAUCCUUUUACAUCAUGCUAUAUCAAACCAAUUCAAAAUGUUCCAGAAAUUAUCGAAAAAGAUCCAUGCUACCCAUCUCCAUGUGGUCCGAAUACUAUCUGUAAUAAUGGUCAAUGUUCAUGCAUAAACGAAUAUUUUGGAGAUCCAUACUCUGGUUGUAGACCAGAAUGUGUUAUUAAUAACGAUUGCUCCAGAGAAAAAGCUUGUGUUCGCAAUAAAUGUACCAAUCCAUGCAAAGGUACGUGUGGAGAAAAUGCAAUAUGUGAUGUUUACAAUCAUAUACCAAUGUGUCGAUGUCCAGAAGGAACAGAAGGAAAUGCAUUUAUCAGAUGUUCUGCCUUACAACAAAUUCCGAUUGAUAUUCAUCCUUGCAGCCCAUCACCGUGUGGGCCCAACAGUCAUUGUAGAGAAAUCAAUGGACAAGCUGUGUGCUCUUGUAUUGUUGGCUACUUGGGAGUUCCGCCAUCGUGUAGCCCAGAAUGUACUGUAAAUUCGGACUGUAAUAGUAAUAAAGCAUGUUCAAAUCAAAAGUGCAUCAACCCAUGUAUUGGAGUUUGUGGUGUAAACGCCAAAUGCCAAGUCAUUAAUCACAGUCCAAUCUGUAGUUGUGUGCCUAGUUAUACUGGUAAUCCAUUUGUUCGAUGUUACCCAAAACCUGCAGAUAUUCCACAACCCAUUGGAAAUCCUUGUAUUCCGUCACCUUGUGGCCCGAAUUCGCAAUGUAAAGUUCAAGGUGAAUCACCAUCAUGUUCUUGUUUAUCUGAUUUUAUUGGUUCACCUCCGAAUUGUAAACCGGAGUGUGUAAGCAACAGUGAAUGUCCAAAUCAUUUAUACUGCAUGAACAUGAAAUGUAAAAACCCUUGUAUUGGAGCUUGUGCGCCGACUGCUGAAUGUAGAGUUAUAAGCCACACGCCAAGAUGUUCAUGUCCCAUUGGAUUUAUUGGAAACCCAUACACUGAGUGUUUACCACAGCAAGCUGAUCCUAUUCCACAAGAAUAUUUAAAUCCUUGUGAGCCAUCUCCAUGUGGUAUCAAUGCCAUUUGUAAAGAACAAAAUGGAGCUGGAUCUUGUUCUUGUUUACCAGAAUUUUUCGGCAAUCCAUAUGAAGGGUGUAAACCUGAAUGCAUUGUCAAUGCAGAAUGUCAAUCUAAUAAAGCAUGUAUAAAUAAUAAAUGCAAAGAUCCAUGCCCAGGAACAUGUGGCCAAAACGCUGAAUGUCAAGUUAUUAAUCAUUCACCAUUGUGCACAUGUUAUAAUGGCUAUACAGGAGAUCCAUUCCGUUACUGUCAUAUUAUACCACCACAACAAGCCGAAGUACAGCCAGUCUAUCCAUGUACACCAUCUCCGUGUGGACCAAAUAGUCAAUGUCGAGAUAUUAAUCAACAAGCUGUUUGUUCAUGUUUACCAAACUAUAUAGGGAGCCCUCCAGGAUGUCGACCAGAAUGUGUAUUAAAUGCUGAAUGUUCAACAAGUCUCGCUUGUAUUAAUCAAAAAUGCAAAAAUCCGUGCGAAGAUCGUUGUGCUCAAAAUGCUGUCUGCAGAGUAAUGAACCAUAUUCCAAUGUGUUCGUGUAAUUCCGGAUAUACCGGAGAUCCAUUUUUACAUUGCCAUCCAAUACCAUUACCACAACCACCACCAUUAAACGAACCCAUUUAUACUGACCCAUGCAUACCAUCACCAUGUGGUUCAUAUGCUGUGUGCAAAGUUCAUGCGGGUAAUCCAUCAUGUUCUUGUCUAGCUCAAUACAUUGGUAGUCCACCAAACUGUAGACCAGAAUGUAUUAUGCACUCUGAAUGUCCUAGCAAUGAAGCUUGUAUGAGAGAAAAAUGUCAAGAUCCAUGCCCAGGAUCAUGUGGUUGGGGUGCUCAGUGUAAUGUUAUUAACCAUACCCCUAUAUGCUCUUGUCCUGAUGGUUAUGAAGGAAAUCCUUUCAUAAAAUGUGAUAUCAAGCCAGUUAUUCAAACACCAGUCUACUCAGAUCCGUGUAAUCCGUCACCUUGUGGUCCAAACGCUCUUUGCAACAAUGGUAAAUGUACAUGUUUAAGUGAAUACCAAGGAGACCCGUACACAGGAUGUAGGCCAGAAUGCGUAUUGAAUACUGAUUGUCCAAGAAAUAAAGCGUGUAUGAAAAAUAAGUGUAUAGACCCUUGUCCUGGAACGUGUGGACAAAACGCUAUAUGCGAUGUGUAUAAUCAUAUACCAAUGUGUCGUUGUCCAGAAGGAAUGCAAGGCAAUGCUUUUGUCAUUUGUAGCCCACAACAAAGCGACCCAGUGAUAUACGAUCCAUGUAAUCCAUCUCCAUGCGGACCAUUUAGUCAGUGUAGAGAAAUUAAUAGACAAGCAGUAUGUUCAUGUGUUUUGGGUUAUACUGGAGUACCACCAUUGUGCCGUCCUGAAUGUAUAACGAGUUCAGACUGUAGACAAAAUCAAGCUUGCUCCAAUCAAAAAUGUAUAGACCCAUGUCCAGGAGUUUGCGGUAUAAAUGCUAAAUGUCAAGUUAUAAGCCACAGUCCAAUUUGUAGCUGUCCACCUGGAUAUACAGGAAAUUCAUUUAUGAAUUGUUACCAAAUACCUGCUGACGUACCAUUACCAGUAGGUAAUCCUUGCGUCCCAACUCCAUGUGGUCCAAACUCACAAUGUCAAGUAAAAGGAGAUACACCUUCAUGUUCAUGUCUGUCUGAAUUUAUUGGGUCUCCUCCAAAUUGUAGACCAGAAUGUAUCACUAACAGUGAAUGUUCUUAUGAUAAGGCAUGUAUAAAUAUGAAAUGUAAAGACCCUUGCCCGGGGUCAUGUGCAGUUAAUGCUAUAUGUCAAGUCAUAAGUCACGCACCAACUUGUCAUUGCCAAUCAGGAUAUGUUGGAAAUCCGUUUACUUUCUGUUCAGUUCAACAAGAUCCUAUACCUCAAGAGUAUAUAAAUCCGUGCGUACCAUCACCUUGUGGAGUGAAUGCAGUAUGUAAAGAACAAAAUGGUGCAGGAUCAUGCGUUUGCUUGCCAGAAUAUAUAGGAAAUCCAUAUGAAAGUUGUAGACCAGAAUGUACAGUUAAUUCAGAUUGUGUUUCUAAUAAGGCUUGUAUGAUGAGCAAAUGUAAAGAUCCAUGUCCAGGAACGUGUGGGCAAAAUGCAGACUGUCAUGUGGUUAAUCACUUACCUAUCUGUACAUGUAUAAAUGGAUUUACUGGUGAUCCAUUCAGAUACUGUUCUAUAGUUCCACAACAAUCCUCUCCAAUAGAGCCCAUCAACCCGUGUUAUCCUUCACCAUGUGGACCAAAUAGUCAGUGUAAAUCUAUCAAUGAUCAAGCAAUAUGUUCAUGCUUACCAAGUUUCGUUGGAAGCCCUCCUGGAUGUAAACCAGAAUGUGUAAUGAGUUCAGAAUGUAAUAAUAACGAAGCAUGUUCAAAUCAAAAGUGUACCAACCCAUGUAUUGGUAUUUGUGGACAAAAUGCUGAUUGCAAAGUUAUCAAUCACAGUCCAAUUUGUUCUUGUCGACCUAAAUUUACCGGGGAUCCAUUUACACAUUGUUUCCCAGUACCAAUACCACCACCUCAAUAUUCGCCAGUUGAAUAUACUAAUCCAUGCAUACCAUCGCCUUGUGGCCCAUAUUCACAAUGUAAUGAUAACCAAGGUGUUCCAUCAUGCAGUUGUCUUUCUCAAUACAUUGGAAGUCCUCCAAAUUGUAGACCCGAAUGUGUUAUGAACUCCGAAUGUCCAUCAAAUAAAGCAUGUAUUAAUGAACACUGUAGGGAUCCCUGUCCAGGUUCAUGUGGCUAUAAUGCCGAGUGCAAUGUUUUAAAUCACACUCCUAUGUGUGUAUGUCCAUAUGGUAUGAUUGGUGAUCCAUUCACUAGUUGCUAUACCAAACCACAAGAAGCCGCUCCGAUUGAAAACAGUGAUCCAUGUAAUCCAUCUCCAUGUGGACAUAAUGCGCAAUGUAAUAAUGGCGUGUGCACAUGUUUAUUGGAAUAUCAAGGAGAUCCUUAUAUAGGAUGUAGACCUGAAUGCGUACUAAAUAAUGAUUGUCCGCUAAAUAAAGCAUGUAUAAAUCGAAAAUGUAAAGAUCCAUGUCCAGGAAUAUGUGGUCAUAAUGCAAUAUGCGACGUUUAUAACCACAUCCCAAUGUGCCGGUGCCCUGAAAAAAUGUCUGGAAAUGCAUUUAUAGAAUGCAAACCGUCUGAAAUUCAAGCUCAAGUAUACCCAUGUAAUCCUUCUCCUUGUGGACCAAAUAGUCAAUGUAGAGAAAUCAACAAUCAUGCUGUAUGUUCUUGUGUAGCAAAUUACAUAGGAUCACCUCCUCUAUGUAGACCAGAAUGUACUACCAAUUCUGAUUGUAAUCAAAAUGAAGCUUGUAGCAAUCAAAAAUGCAAGGAUCCUUGUCCUGGAACAUGUGGAAUAGGAGCUAAAUGUCAAGUUAUUAAUCAUAGUCCUAUAUGUAACUGUCCAUCAGGAUUUACUGGAAAUGCUUUUGUCCAUUGUCAUCCAUUACAAGCUGCACCAGUAGAAGAAAUUAAUGAAAAUCCUUGUAUACCAUCACCAUGUGGAUUUAAUGCUCAAUGUCAAGAUAUUGGUGGUCAACCAUCAUGUUCUUGUUUGCCUACUUUUAUUGGUUCACCGCCACAUUGCAAAUCAGAAUGCAUUAUCAACAGUGAAUGUCCAUAUCACUUAGCUUGCAUAAAUAUGAAAUGCCGAGAUCCAUGUCCAGGGUCUUGUGGUCAGAAUGCAGAAUGUAAAGUAAUAAGCCAUGUUCCAAAAUGUUAUUGUUUAUCUGGUUACACUGGAAAUCCAAUAAUACAAUGUAAUAUACAACAAGCUGAACCAAUCCCUCAAGAAUACUAUAAUCCAUGUCAUCCAUCACCUUGUGGUUCAAAUGCAUUAUGUAAAGAGCAAAAUGGUGCUGGAUCUUGCAUGUGUUUACCAGAAUAUUUUGGCGAUCCAUAUAAUGGAUGCAUGCCUGAGUGUGUAGUUAAUUCAGAUUGUCCACAAAAUGAAGCUUGUAGAAGAAAUAAAUGUGAAAAUCCUUGCCCAGGACUGUGUGGUCCAAAUGCUGAAUGUCAAAUAAUUAACCAUGUGCCUAUGUGUACUUGUUUCAAUGGGUAUACUGGAGAUCCAUUUAGAUAUUGUUCAAUAAUUCCUCCACAACAAACUCCAAUGGAACCAAUAAAUCCAUGUAGUCCAUCACCUUGUGGACCAAAUAGCCAAUGCAAAGAACUUAAUGGUCAAGCAAUAUGUUCGUGUCUUCCCGAAUACAUUGGAAGUCCUCCUAGCUGCCGGCCCGAAUGUGUAAUUAGUAGUGAAUGUAGUCAUGAUAAAGCUUGUAUUGGUCAAAAAUGUAAAGAUCCUUGUCCUGGAAUGUGUGGUUAUAACGCAUAUUGUCAAACUAUAAAUCAUAGCCCUAUUUGUACAUGUACUACAGGAUAUACGGGAAAUCCAUUUUCACAAUGUUAUCAAAUACCAAAACCUCCAAUACAACAAACUCCAAUAGAACCAAUAAAUCCAUGCUAUCCAAACCCGUGUGGACCAUUUUCUAUAUGUCGUGACCAAGGAGGAUAUCCAUCGUGUUCUUGUUUACCUCAGUACAUUGGUAAUCCACCAAACUGCAAGCCAGAGUGUGUCAUUAGUGCUGAAUGUCCAAGCAAUAAAGCUUGUAUAAAUGAAAAAUGUCGAGAUCCGUGCCCGGGUUCAUGCGGCGUAGGAGCACUAUGCACAGUAAAUAAUCAUACACCUAAUUGUUACUGUCCUAGUGGUUAUAUAGGAGACCCAUUCAGUUCAUGUGCACUAAAACCACAAGAUGAACCAAUAAUACCAAACACUGAUCCAUGCUUCCCAUCUCCAUGCGGUUCAAAUGCAAUUUGCAAUGAUGGCAUUUGCACUUGUUUACCAGAAUACCAAGGAGAUCCAUAUACUGGUUGUAGACCCGAAUGUAUAUUAAAUGAUGAAUGUGCAAGGAAUAAGGCCUGCAUAAAGUAUAAAUGCAAAGAUCCGUGCCCAGGAACUUGUGGUCAAAACGCUAUUUGUGAUGUUUAUAACCAUAUUCCAAUGUGUAGAUGCCCUGAAGGAUUGUCUGGAAAUGCAUUUAUAGAAUGCCGUCCUUAUCAAAUUUCUGUGAUCCAAGACCCUUGUAAUCCCUCUCCAUGUGGACCAAACAGUUUUUGUCGUGAAAUAAAUCAACAAGCUGUUUGUACUUGUAUUACUGGAUAUAUUGGUGCUCCACCAACCUGCCAUCCAGAAUGCAUGGUUAAUUCUGAUUGCAUUUUAAGUAAAGCAUGUAGCAAUCAAAAAUGUCGAGAUCCUUGUCCUGGAACAUGUGGAGUUGGUGCUAAAUGUCAUGUUGUUAAUCAUAAUCCGAUUUGCAGUUGUCCUCCUGGUUUUACUGGCAAUGCAUUUGUUCAAUGCAAUAAAAUACCGAUAAUUGAAGACGAACCUAUUCGAAACCCAUGUGUACCUUCACCAUGUGGUCCAUACUCCCAAUGUCAAAUUCAAGGAACAUCUCCAUCUUGUUCAUGCUUACCUGAAUAUAUUGGAGCACCACCAAAUUGUAGACCAGAAUGUGUUAGUAACAGUGACUGUUCAUAUAAUUUGGCAUGUAUUAAUAUGAAGUGUAAAGAUCCAUGCCCCGGGUUAUGUGGAGAGAAUUCCAUUUGUCGUGUUAUUAGUCAUUCACCGAUGUGUUAUUGCAUACAAGGUUAUAUUGGAAAUCCGAUGGUUCAAUGUGUAGUUCAACAAGAUGUAGUUAUAAGAGAUGAUCCGCAUCCUUGUACUCCGUCACCUUGCGGAGUUAAUGCCCAGUGUAAAGAACAAAAUAAUGCUGGCUCAUGUAGUUGUUUACCUGGAUAUUUUGGAAAUCCAUACGAAGGCUGCAAACCUGAAUGUAUUGUUAACACUGAUUGUCCUCCAAAUAAAGCUUGUAUACAAUAUAAAUGCGAAAAUCCUUGUCCCGGAUCUUGUGGAUUAAAUGCUGAUUGUCAGGUGAUUUAUCAUGUUGCUUCGUGCACUUGUCACCCAGGUUAUACAGGCAACCCAUAUCAAUCUUGCAAUUAUAUACCACCACAAAUAACUCAAAUGGAGCCAAUAUAUCCAUGUACACCAUCACCAUGUGGUCCUAACAGUCAGUGCAAAGAACUAAACAAUCAAGCUAUAUGUUCUUGUUUGCCAUCAUUUAUUGGAAGCCCCCCAAUGUGUCGACCUGAGUGUACUACUAGUGCUGAAUGUUCAUUGAAUUUAGCAUGUGUGAAUAAAAAAUGUGUAGAUCCCUGUCCUGGAGUUUGUGGACAAAGUGCAAACUGUAGAGUUGUAAAUCAUAGUCCGCUAUGUUCAUGUAAUUUAGGGUUCACAGGAGAUCCAUUUUCUAUUUGCUAUCCUAUGCAAAAUGCUCCAGAACCCCAACCUCAGCCACCAAUAAAUCCAUGUAUACCAUCACCGUGUGGUCCUUAUUCUCAAUGUCAAAACUAUGGAGGUUCUCCAUCAUGCACAUGUCUUCCGUCGUAUAUAGGAACUCCUCCUAACUGUAGACCUGAAUGUACAAUCAAUGCUGAUUGUCCAAGUAAUGUGGCUUGUAUACGUGAAAAAUGUAGAGAUCCAUGUCCUGGUUCAUGUGGUUCAAAUGCUCAUUGUCAAGUUUUUAAUCAUAUCCCAAUGUGUAUCUGUCCAGAAGGAUACACCGGAGACCCAUUUUUGAGCUGUUACAUCAAACCUGAACCAACUAUUCAACAAGCUUCAGACCCUUGUAAUCCUUCUCCGUGUGGACCAAAUGCAUUAUGUAACAAUGGCAUUUGUACAUGUAUUUCUGAAUAUCAAGGAGAUCCAUAUAGCAUGUGCAGACCUGAAUGUGUUCUAAACAAUGAGUGCCCUCAAAAUAAGGCGUGCAUUAAAAAUAAAUGUAAAGACCCAUGCCCUGGAACUUGUGGUCAAAAUGCUUUAUGUGAAGUAUAUAAUCACAUUCCAAUGUGUAGAUGUCCACAAGGAAUGAUUGGAAAUGCAUUCGUUCAAUGUUUACCAUAUCAAGCUCCGAUUGAAACAAAUCCAUGUCAACCUUCACCGUGUGGUCCUAAUAGUCAAUGUAGAGAAGUAAAUGGCUAUUCAAUGUGUUCCUGUCUCAGCGGAUAUAUUGGAACACCGCCAACUUGUCGUCCUGAAUGUUCUAUUGAUUCCGAUUGUAGUCCAAAUAGAGCAUGUUCAAAUCAGAAAUGUCGUGACCCAUGUCCAGGAGCUUGUGGAGAAAAUGCUCAAUGUCAUACUAUAAGUCAUAGACCACAUUGUCAUUGUCCCCCUGGUUUCACCGGAAAUGCUUUUUCAAGAUGUUACGUACAACAAUUACCAUCGGAACCAAUUCAAAAUCCAUGCGUACCUUCACCUUGUGGUCCAAAUUCUCAAUGCCAAGUCAAUGGAAAUUCACCAUCGUGUUCAUGUUUGCCUAACUUUAUUGGCUCACCACCGCAAUGUCGACCGGAAUGCGUCAGUAAUAACGAAUGUCCGUAUCAUCUUGCAUGUAUAAACAUGAAAUGUAAAGAUCCAUGCCCUGGUUCAUGUGCUUCAAAUGCUGUAUGUAAAGUAAUUAGUCAUACUCCAAGAUGUAACUGCCCACCAGGUUAUAAUGGUGAUCCAUUCACCCAAUGCAUAUUGCAACAAGCUGAACCUAUCCAAGAAGUAACGAAUCCUUGUAUACCAUCGCCAUGUGGUCCAAAUGCAUUAUGUAAAGAACAAAAUAAUGCUGGCUCAUGCGUUUGCUUACCUGAAUAUUACGGAAAUCCUUAUGAAGGUUGUCGACCUGAAUGUAUGAUUAAUACAGACUGUAGUGCUAACAAAGCAUGUAUGGCAAAUAAAUGUAAAGACCCAUGUCCAGGAACUUGUGGUAGUAACGCUAAAUGUCAAACUAUCAACCAUAUUCCAAUGUGUACUUGUUUGCCGGGUUAUGUUGGAGAUCCAUUCAACUACUGUAAACUUAUACCACCGCAACAAAUUGAAAUCGUUCCAAAUUAUCCAUGUAUACCAUCUCCAUGUGGUCCAAAUAGUAUAUGCAAGGAAAACAAUGGCCAAGCAAUUUGCUCGUGUUUACCAUCAUUUAUUGGAACUCCGCCUGGAUGUAGACCUGAAUGUGUUACUAGCUCUGAAUGUGCACAAAAUCUAGCUUGCGUAAAUCAAAAAUGUGUCGAUCCUUGUCCAGGAACGUGUGGACAGAAUGCUUAUUGUCGAACUAUUAAUCAUCAUCCAAUAUGUAAAUGUAACUCUGGUUACACGGGUAAUCCAUCUACAUAUUGCUCUAUUAUACAAUAUACACCACCUGAAGAGCCACCUACGAUUAAUCCUUGUUCACCAUCACCCUGUGGUCCUUACUCUCAAUGUAUAGCACAUGGAAAUUCACCAUCUUGUUCGUGUUUAUCGACAUACGUAGGUAGCCCACCUAAUUGUAGACCAGAGUGCAUUGUUCAUGCCGAGUGUCCUAGCAAUUUGGCUUGCAUGAGAGAGAAAUGUAGAGAUCCAUGUCCAGGAUCUUGUGGAUUAGGAUCACAGUGCAACGUGAUUAACCAUGUACCAAUUUGCACAUGUCCAGUUGGUUAUACAGGGGAUCCAUUUGUCAGCUGUUAUAUUAAACCAAGUCCACCACCUAAGCCUCAAUAUUCCGAUCCAUGCUAUCCAUCUCCAUGUGGACCGAGUGCAACGUGUAAUAAUGGUAUUUGUUCUUGUAUAGCUGGUUAUCAAGGAGAUCCUUAUCGAGGAUGUCGACCGGAAUGUGUUUUAAAUGAAGAUUGUGCUAAAGAUAAGGCCUGUGUAAAAAAUAAAUGCAUUAAUCCGUGUAUAGGCACUUGUGGAAACAAUGCAAUUUGUGAGGUUUAUAAUCAUAUACCAAUGUGUCAUUGUCCACCUGGAAUGACUGGAAAUGCUUUUAUCACGUGCCACCAAGUAUUACAAGAACAAGUUAUAAGAAAUCCGUGUUCACCUUCUCCUUGCGGACCAAAUAGUCAAUGCCGUGAUGUGAACAAUCAAGCUAUUUGUACAUGCUUGCCAACUUUCUUUGGAUAUCCUCCUAAUUGCCGACCAGAAUGUACAAUUAAUUCAGACUGUUCGAUGAACACUGCUUGUUUGAAUCAACGGUGUAGAGAUCCAUGUCCGGGAACAUGUGGUAUUAAUGCAGAUUGUCAAGUUAUCGAUCAUAAUGCUAUUUGUAGGUGCCCGCUAUACCUAACAGGAGAUCCAUUUUCAAAAUGUUCUUAUCCAGUUGUAUUAAAACCUCAACAAGAUCCAAUUAAUCCAUGUGUUCCAAGUCCAUGUGGACCUUAUUCAGAAUGCCGUGUAACCUUAAAUACUUACACAUGUACAUGUUUACCAAACUACCAAGGUUCACCUCCACAGUGUCGUCCUGAAUGUGUAUCGAACAGCGAAUGUAGAUUUGAUUUAGCAUGCAUUAAUAUGAAAUGCAGAGACCCGUGUGUUGGUUCUUGUGGUUUCAAUUCAGAAUGUCAUGUAUACAACCAUAUACCUCAGUGUAUUUGUCCUCAAGGAUACAUUGGAAAUCCUUUUGUCUCAUGUAACAUCCAGCAAGCACAGCCUGUUCAACCUACACCAACUUCACCUGCCGAUCCAUGUUACCCAUCACCAUGUGGACCUAAUGCUAGAUGUCACGUUGAGAAUCAAAAUGCUAUUUGCGAAUGUUUACCAGAAUAUCAAGGAAAUCCAUAUGAAUCUUGUAGACCUGAGUGUCUUGUUAGCUCUGAUUGUGCUAUGAACAAAGCUUGUAUUAGAAAUAAAUGCCAAGACCCAUGUCCUGGUACGUGUGGCAUAUCUGCUAUAUGCUUUGUUUCGAAUCAUAUACCAAUAUGUUCAUGUCCAGAACAUUUAACUGGUGAUCCUUUCCAAAUUUGUCAGCCAAUACCAGCUAGAGAUCCGAUUCCAUCUAAUCCAUGUGUACCAUCACCAUGUGGACCAAAUACCCGCUGUCGCAUAAUGAAUGGUGCUGCUAUUUGUGAAUGCUUACAAGGAUAUGAAGGAUCUCCAUCAACUAGUGGUUGUAGACCUGAGUGUGUAAUCAGUCCUGAUUGUCCUCGAAAUAAAGCUUGCGUCAACAAUAAAUGUGUAGACCCAUGUCCUGGUGUGUGUGGAUAUGAAGCAAUUUGUCAGACUAUUAACCAUAGUCCUGUAUGUUCAUGUCCUCCGCCUACUAUUGGAGAUCCAUUUGUUGAAUGUAAACAACAACCAGCAUUACCAAGUGAUCCAUGUAAUCCGUCACCUUGUGGUAGCAACGGUCAAUGUAGAGUGAUUGGAAAAGUCGCCUCAUGUGUGUAUCCCGAAUGUAUCAUUAACCAAGACUGUCCAAGGGACAAAGCAUGUUUCACGCAAAAAUGUCAAGAUCCAUGCCGAGACGUUUGUGGAUUGAACGCUAUUUGCCAAGUGGUUAAUCACAAUGCUAUAUGUUCAUGUCCUCCUGGAUACUACGGAGAACCAAAACAACAAUGUAUAAUACAACGAUCGCCUGAACCAAAGCCAGAGUGUACUACUGACAGUGAAUGUUCUAAUGACAAGACAUGCAUAAAUUACGCUUGUAAAAAUCCAUGUCAAGAAUCACCAACUACAUGUGCUAGAAAUGCAUUAUGUUAUGUUCAAAAACACAGAUCAGUAUGUGUGUGCAAAGAUGGAAUGACUGGAAACGCUCAAAUCCUAUGCAUAGAAAUUGGCUGCCGCGCUGAUACUGAUUGUCCCCCGGAAAAAUCAUGUGUUAAUGGAGACUGUGUUGACCCUUGUGCUUACACUCAUUGUGGCAUCAACGCGUUAUGUCGAACUGAUGGCUACCAUAGAGCCAGAUGUUAUUGCCCUCCCGCAUAUGAAGGGGAUCCGUUCGUAGAAUGUAGAAGACCUGAAUGCACUAUCGAUUCGGACUGUCCAUCAACGUUAGCUUGCAGAAAUCAACAUUGUCAAAGUCCAUGUGAUUGUGCUCCGACUGCAUUGUGCAACGUAGCCAAUCAUAUUGCAGCUUGCAGAUGUCCUCCAGGAUAUAUAGGAAAUCCACAUAUUUCUUGCACAUUAACUCCACUUGAUAUUCCACCUCAAUGCUCAAUGGAUUCUGACUGUGCUAGUAAGUUAGCCUGUUUCAAUGGAGAUUGCCGAAACCCAUGUAAAGAGAUCAAACCGUGUGGAGCAAAUGCAGAAUGCACCGUAGUAGAUACUUUACCUCACAGAACAAUGUCAUGCCAAUGUAUUCCAGGCUACGUUGGUGAUGCUGACGUGCAGUGUAAAUUGGGUGUUCCGACUUCGGUUGGUUGUUCUUCCAAUAGCGAUUGCCAACCAACAGACUCAUGUCUAAACCGCCAAUGUGUGAACCCGUGCACGGUAUCUAACCCAUGUGCAUCGACUGCAUUGUGUACAAUCAACAACCAUAAAGCUGUUUGUAGAUGUCCAGAUGGCCUUACUGGCGAUCCAUUCAUAAGCUGUUACAAAGUGCCACUGGCAACACCAGAAUGUACAACAGACUCUGAAUGUCCAAGUUCAAAAAUAUGCUCCAAUCAAUAUUGCCAAGAUCCGUGUCAAAUAUCAAAACCAUGUGACAUUACUGCGGAAUGUGUGACGAUUAACCAUCGACCUAUUUGUAAUUGUCCAAAUGGAUGGGCAGGAAAUCCACAGAUCCAAUGUUAUAAACCUGGUUGCAAAACUGACAGUGACUGUGUUUAUGACAAAGCCUGUAUCAACAGCAACUGCUUGAAUCCUUGCUCCGCACAGAGUUGUGGUCAUGGAGCCGAGUGUGUUGUUCAAGCUCAUAAGCCUCAUUGUAUUUGUCCAGCCGGUACACAAGGAUCACCGAUGAUAUCUUGUGUAUCAGUAGUGUGUCAAUAUAAUGAAGAUUGUGCUGACCAUGAAGCAUGUGAUAGAUUAAAUAGAAGAUGCAGACCUGUCUGUGAACAAGACACUUGUGCUGAGCAGGCAACGUGUCUAGCUCAAGCUCAUCAACCAACAUGCACAUGUAUAAGUGGCUUCCAAGGAAAUCCAUAUAUUGAAUGCAUUGAGUCAAGAGUACCAUCAAUAACUCCUGAAUGCACAAUAGAUUCUGAUUGUCCAUCACAACAUGCAUGUAUCAAUCAAAGAUGUCAAAAUCCUUGUACCUUAUCUGUCCUUUGCUCACCCGAUCAGGAAUGUCAUGUUCAAGACACGGUUCCGUACAAAACUAUUAUGUGUCAAUGUAGACCAGACACUGUAGCUACUAUUGAUGGCCGAUGCAAACCAAUAGUUCCCAUCACACCUCAAUGUAAGAGUGACUUAGAGUGUCCGUCGACAGAGAGGUGUGUGAAUCAAGGGUGUGUUGAAGCAUGUCGCAUAGACCCUUGUGGUAUAAAUGCACAAUGUGUUUCACUAAACCAUCAAUCAGCAUGUUCAUGUCCACCAGGAUAUACUGGCAAUCCACAUAUAGAAUGUUCGCUUCAACAAGCAACACCUAUGUUACCACCUCAACCAGAAUGUAUGAAGAAUGAUGACUGUGCACCAGAAAAAAGUUGUGUCAACCAAAAAUGUAUUAGUCCAUGUACUUUAGAUGACAGUUGCGGUAGAGGAUCAUUCUGUCAUACACAAAACCACCAACCUGUUUGCAGAUGUCCAAAUGGAUAUACAGGAGAUCCACGUAUUGCAUGCAUUCCACCUUCAAUAUCGAAUGUUGGAUGUGUGUCAAACACAGAAUGUAGUCCAGAGGAGUCAUGUAUAAAUAGAUUGUGUGUAAGUCCAUGUAAUUGUGGGCCAAACUCAGAUUGCAAAGUGUAUAAUCAUUAUCCUAGUUGUAUUUGUAAGCCUGGAUAUUACGGAAAUCCGCAACAAGGCUGUAUAAAAAUGGGAUGCACAUCAGAUGAUCAAUGUGCUUAUGACAAACAAUGUUACAACGGUGAAUGUGUUCCACCAUGUUUAUUGAAUGAUCCUUGUGCUCCGACCGCAAAAUGUUAUGGUGAUAAUCAUCGUGCUGCAUGUCAAUGUCCACCUGGUUUCUUUGGCAAUCCAUUUGAGAAAUGCGAAAGAACCGAAUGUACAUAUGACAUAGACUGUCCAUCAGAUCGCAUGUGCUUCGACCAACAUUGUAUCAAUCCAUGCACGGAACAACAUAGUCCUCCAUGUGCUUCAAACGCUAUUUGUUUCGUAAGAAACCAUGCCGUUUCGUGCAAAUGUCCAGAAAACUUCCCAAUGGGAGACCCGAAUACUUAUUGUGAACGUUUACCACCACCUCUUUUCGGAGAACCUGAAUGUAAGAUUGAUGUAGAUUGUGCCAGUCGACUUGCGUGCAUCAAAGAAAAAUGUGUGAACCCGUGUCGAGAAAUAAAACCUUGUUCAGAUAGUGCUAUGUGUACAGUCUUAGACAGUGUACCAGUGAGAACAAUGACUUGUACGUGUUCUGAAGGAUGGGUUCUUGAUGAAGGAGGAGAAUGCAAACAAGUCAUUGUAUCCUCGCCACCAGGUUGUACUACCAACGAUGACUGUCCAUCAAAUGAAGCAUGUCUUAACCAACAGUGCCGCAACCCAUGUAAUUGCGGUACAAAUGCUCAAUGUUUCGUCCAAAAUCAUCAUCCAGUAUGUUCUUGCUUAGAAGGUUAUAACGGAAAUCCUAACUUUGCUUGCAGAACAAUCGGAUGUAAAAGAAAUUCUGAAUGUGAAUCUGGUAAAGCUUGUAUUAACGGCCACUGCUUAAAUCCAUGCAUAGUAGAAGAUCCUUGUGGACCAAAUGCUGAAUGUUUCACGGUUGCUAGCCGUCCAGAAUGUCGCUGUAAGAGUGGCUAUAGAGGAAACCCAUACGACCGAUGCUUAGUAAUCGGUUGUCGCAGCAACAACGACUGCCCAGAUGAUCGUUCAUGUAUCAAUGGACAAUGUAUCAACCCAUGUGUCUAUGAACAUCCUUGUUCGUCUCAAGCUCAAUGCAAAGUACAAAAUCAUUUUGCAUUAUGUCGCUGCCCACCGGGACUAGUCGGCAACCCAUACGUAGCCUGUAGACAAGAAGUACAACCCGAAUGUAACAAAGACGCUGACUGUCCAUCACUAUUAGCUUGUUUUGAUAAUGUAUGCCAAAACCCAUGUACUACUCUGGAACCUUGUAAACGGCCAGCCGAAUGUGUUGUAAUCGAUUCGCUGCCAGUAAGAACGAUGAUUUGCGAAUGUCCCAGUGGUUACGCGAGUAGUGGAAGUGGCACUUGCAAGAUCACACCACCUAUGACAGCUGUUGCUUGUACUGCGGACACGCAAUGUCCAUCAGACCGAGCUUGUUUAAAUGGAAGGUGUAUAGAUCCAUGUAACUGUGGACCGAACUCCGAAUGCAGAGUAUGGGAUCACAAACCAGUUUGCUCUUGCUUAGCUGGAUUUGACGGAAGCCCAGAGAUCGAUUGUUCAAGAGCCGGAUGUCGUUCUGAAUCUGAUUGUUCUGGUCAACACACUUGUAUCAACCGCAUCUGUGUCGCCGUAUGCGCAGCAGAUGGUAGCAGUUGUGGAACAUCAGCUGAAUGUUAUGGUAUCAACCAUCAAGCUAUAUGUGAAUGUCCACCUGGAAUGGUUGGAAAUCCGCAGAUAGCUUGUGUGGUUGCUGGUUGUCGCUCUGACACAGAUUGUCCAAUCGACAAAGCGUGUAUAAACACUAAAUGUAUCGAUCCGUGUACCAAAAACAACCCGUGCAUUAAACCGGCCGAGUGUACAGUUUAUAACCAUCGCACAGACUGCGCUUGUCCACCAGGUUAUAUCGGAAGUGUAGAAACAAGUUGCAAAAAGAUCGAAACCGGAUGUCAAAGUGAUUCGGAUUGUCCAUCACAAACGGGUUGUAUUAAUAAAUUAUGUGUAAGCCCGUGUGAUGCUUCAUCUCCUUGCGGAAUAAACUCGAAAUGUAAAGUCCUCGAUACCUACCCUAUAAGAACCAUGACAUGUGAAUGUCUACCGGGUACUCAAGGAAAUGCUGCGAUACGAUGUGACGAAGUUUCGAAGUGUCCUAUUGAAAAAGGAUACGUAAGGAAUGAAAAUGGAGAAUGUGUAUGUCCUCCGGGUACAGCUCUUAACCAAGAAGACGAAUGCCGUAGAUGUAUUGUUGAAUUAGGAUUUAAAAUCGACGAAAACGGCCGUUGUGUAUGCGCAUUAGAUAGAGGAUUAAUUAUAGACGAAAGAGGACGUUGCAUAUGUCCAACCGAACAUGGUUACAGUUUGAAUAUCUAUGGACAAUGUGUACCGAAAAAUACAACACAAUUUAGAACAGAUUUUCCAAGACCAGACAUGGUCGUUACAUGUUUGUCGGACGGAGUCCAAGUAGAAAUCCAUAUCACGGAGAAGGGAUUCAACGGAGUGUUGUACGUGAAGGGCCACAGUAAAAACGAACAAUGUAGACGAGUCGUUUCGAUGGCGCAAGACUCAUCGCCUAAAACUGAAAUAUUCAAAGUGAACUUUGGUAACUGCGGGCUUAUACACGUAAACGGCCAAGCUAGUUUCGUGCUGGUUAUUCAAAAACAUCCGAAACUGGUAACAUACAAAGCCCAAGCCUAUCACAUACGUUGUGUGUACCAAACAGGAGAACAGAACGUCACCCUUGGCUUUAAUGUUUCCAUGUUGACUACGGCUGGUACUAUAGCGAACACCGGGCCGCCCCCCACGUGUUUGAUGAAAAUAGUCACACACACCGGUCAAGAGAUCAAUUCAGCGGAAAUUGGAGACAACCUCAUGUUACAAGUGGAUGUCCAACCGUCUAGUAUCUACGGAGGAUAUGCCAGGAGUUGUGUAGCGAAAACGAUCGAAGACAACGUUGAAAACGAGUACAUAGUAACGGACGAAAAUGGAUGUGCGACCGAUCCGACGAUAUUCGGCGAGUGGGAUUACAAUGCCGACACCCAGUCGUUGUUGGCUGGUUUCAACGCAUUCAAAUUCCCGAGUUCCGACAACAUACGAUUCCAGUGUAACAUACGCGUGUGCUUCGGCAAAUGCCAACCGGUGAAUUGUCGCGGCUACAACGCAUUCGGUAGACGUAGGCGACGUGAAAUAAGCAAGGACAAUAACAGACAGGACGAAGACGCUAUCGAUGUGGUCCAACGAGGACAGCUGAGAGAAGAAAUCACGAUCGAAUCGAAUGCUAUUCUGACGUUCGAACGCAGAGAAGAACGGCUUAUGGGUCCCACUGAAGCGCCGAUCACUCAGCCCACGGAAGACAUUUGCGUGUCGGUCAUCGGGCUGAUCGUCGCCCUUGUCAUCACAGCCCUACUGGCACUGGUGGCCGUCGCCGUGGCCGUGUCGUGUUGGCUGAUGGCUUACAGGAGAACGCCGAACGUCAACGGCCCGCUACCCCAUCCGACCCAAGUACCCAACCCGAUGUUCAUGAACCACGACCAGACGUCCGAACCGUCACCGGACUAUUUAACAUGAUCACAAAAUCAUUUUUGUAAUACUAUUACUUUUUUUUGUAAUAUUUUUAUUUUUUUUUUUUUACUACUACUCGUUUAGGCACGCCGCACAUUGUGCAUGCGAUCGCCCGCCUAAACCUCAUUAUGUAAUUUACGACUGUUAAUAAUUUGCCAUGUUUGUGAUAAGUCGCGUAGGCCUUUAAUUAGCUGUAGACACUCACGAUUUAAAUACAUAUCUAUACAUGUGUAUAAAUAUGUAACUGUUUAAUACAAUUUUAGUCAACAAAAAAAA
Sipha flava (yellow sugarcane aphid) is the source of this 24314-nucleotide messenger RNA. RefSeq lists its product as uncharacterized. The record is from RefSeq and is a predicted model, not a curated record. NCBI's taxonomy places the organism in Eukaryota, Metazoa, Arthropoda, Insecta, Hemiptera, Aphididae. Gene Ontology annotation, molecular function: calcium ion binding.